Orycteropus afer afer is the source of this 939-nucleotide messenger RNA. RefSeq names its product CD9 molecule (gene CD9). The record is from RefSeq and is a predicted model, not a curated record. The transcript has 10 exons. Gene Ontology annotation, cellular component: membrane. The coding region runs from base 1 to 939 and encodes 312 amino acids. Lineage: Eukaryota; Metazoa; Chordata; Mammalia; Tubulidentata; Orycteropodidae.
AUGCCGGUCAAAGGAGGUACCAAGUGCAUCAAAUACCUGCUCUUCGGAUUUAACUUCAUCUUCUGGCUUGCUGGGAUCGCGGUUCUUGCCAUUGGACUAUGGCUACGAUUUGACUCUCAGACCAAGAGCAUCUUCGAACAAGAAAAUAAUAAUUCCAGCUUCUACACUGGAGUUUAUAUUCUGAUUGGAGCCGGGGCCCUCAUGAUGCUGGUGGGUUUCCUGGGCUGCUGUGGGGCCGUGCAAGAGUCCCAGUGCAUGCUGGGAUUGUUCUUUUGCUUCCUCUUGGUGAUAUUUGCCCUUGAAAUAGCUGCAGCCAUCUGGGGAUAUUCCCACAAAGAUGAGGUCAUUAAAGAAGUCCAGAAAUUUUACGCUGACACCUACGAAAAGCUGAAAUCGAAGGAUGAGCCCCAACGGGAAACACUGAAAGCCAUCCACUAUGCGCUGGACUGCUGCGGUUUAGCUGGAGGUUUGGAACAAUUUAUCAUGGACAUUUGCCCCAAAAAGGAAUUGAUCGCAACCAUCACAAUAAAGCCCUGCCCUGAGGCCAUCAGUGAUGUCUUCCACAACAAGUUCCACAUCAUCGGCGCAGUGGGCAUCGGGAUUGCUGUGGUGAUGGCGCCCGCAGUGCGCGGCCCGCCGGGCCAGUGUCCGCGCCUGGCCCUGCGUUGCUGGGGUUCUGUGGGUCGCUGGGUCCCAGUCCCAAGCCGGGGAGAGGGGUUGGCACAGCAGGGGGAGCAGUCGACCAGAGCCCCGCAGGCGAGGGCCAACGGAGCGAACGGCAAGCGGAUGCCGGGACACCUGCUGGCACAGGUGAGCGGGCGUGAGCCCUGGGGCGCGGGGGCGGAGCGGGAAGCUUCCGCGGCCCUGAGCACCCGGGACCGGACCGCCUCAGGGGACCCCUUUCUCCUGGACAUUGGAGCUAUGGCCCUUUGGAGGUGA